Molecule: messenger RNA, 1635 nt
Organism: Sphenostylis stenocarpa
Lineage: Eukaryota; Viridiplantae; Streptophyta; Magnoliopsida; Fabales; Fabaceae
Source: the annotation of a GenBank genome assembly
AUGAAGCAGAGCAUUCUUUCUUCAGUUUUUGUUGGAGUUUUGGCUUGCUGGGGUGCUCUCUCAGUUAUUGCAGAAGACAGAUAUUUGUACUUCACAUGGGAAAUUACAAACGGAACAGUUUAUCCUCUAGGUUUUCCACAACCGGGCAUUCUGAUCAAUGGUCAAUUUCCCGGUCCUACAAUUGAAGCCAUCACCAAUGACAAUAUCAUUGUAAAUGUCAUUAACAAGCUGGAUGAAAAAUUCCUCAUUACAUGGAGUGGUAUAAAACAAAGAAGAACAUCAUGGCAAGAUGGAGUUUUAGGAACCAACUGUCCUAUCCCUCCUAACUCCAACUGGACAUACAAGUUCCAAGUAAAAGAUCAAGUAGGAACCUACACAUAUUUCCCAUCAACCAAAAUCCACAAAGCUGGCGGUGGUUUUGGGGGAUUCAACAUUGCCCAAAGAUCUGUGAUAUCCAUCCCAUAUCCUGCUCCUGAUGGAGAAUUCACCUUGCUUGUUGGAGAUUGGUACAGAAACGAUCACAGAGUGCUAAGGAGACUACUGGACGCUGGAAAGAGUCUUCCUUAUCCCGAUGCUCUUCUCAUAAACGGCCAAAAAAAUGCUGCUGUAUUCACUGGGUUAGCUGGGAAGACAUACAAGUUUAGGGUGUCGAAUGUUGGUUUAUCAACCUCGUUUAACUUCAGGAUUCAGGGGCAUGAAUUGAAGCUGAUUGAAGUUGAAGGUGCACACACAAUCCAGGAAUCGUACAAGUCCCUUGACGUUCAUGUGGGGCAAUCAGUGACUGUUUUGGUCACACUUAGUGGGUUAAUCAGUGACUAUGCCAUUAUUGCAUCUAGCCGUUUUACCGGCCCCAGUGUUCUCACUACCACAGCAACUCUUCGCUAUGCUGGCUCCAGCAGUAAGGCCCCAAUCCCAUUGCCUCAAGGCCCAGAAACUAAUGAUGUACAAUGGUCCAUGGAGCAAGUUAGAACCAUUAGACUGAAUUUGACAGCAAAUGCAGCUCGGCCAAAUCCUCAGGGCUCAUUCCACUACGGAACCAUCCCUGUUGUAAGGACACUUCUAUUGGCAAAUUCCAAAGCCUUAAUAGAUCGAAAGCUACGAUAUGCAGUGAAUGGAAUUUCCCACAUCAAUCCAAACACCCCAUUGAAGCUUGCUGAUUGGUUUAACAUCCCCGGAGUCUUUAAUCUCAACACCAUCAAAGAUGUUCCUCCUCCUCCAGGCACCCUUGCCAAACUAGGCACAUCAGUCAUAGGAUUUGCCCUCCAUGAUUUUGCAGAAAUAAUCUUCCAGAACAAUGAAAACUACAUUCAGUCCUGGCACAUGGAUGGAUCUAGCUUCUAUGUUGUUGGAUAUGCCAAUGGCUUGUGGACCCCUGAUGCUAGAAAGACUUACAACUUGAUUGAUGGGGUUACUAGACACACUGUUCAGGUGUAUCCAAACUCAUGGAGUGCCAUUUUGGUAUCUUUGGACAAUAAGGGUAUGUGGAACUUGAGGUCUGCAAUCGCGGAAAGACGGUAUUUGGGACAAGAUUUGUAUCUAAGGGUGUGGAACAAUGAGCAGAGUUUAUACACUGAGACUCUUAUCCCUCCCAAUGCACUGUAUUGUGGCAAGGCUAAACACCUCCCCAAGGCAUAG